Messenger RNA from Chlorella variabilis, 3258 nucleotides. RefSeq lists its product as hypothetical. Lineage: Eukaryota; Viridiplantae; Chlorophyta; Trebouxiophyceae; Chlorellales; Chlorellaceae. The coding region runs from base 1 to 3258 and encodes 1085 amino acids. Gene Ontology annotation, biological process: cilium assembly. The transcript is spliced from 9 exons. The record is from RefSeq and is a predicted model, not a curated record. Gene Ontology annotation, cellular component: centriole; axonemal microtubule; centrosome.
AUGCUGCCUCCGGUGCGCGGGCUGAGCUCUUCUGUAGAUUUCGGCGGCGAGCUACUUGAGGUGGUCACUUCGCUGGCCAGCUCUGACGACAUAUUGAGACACUUCAGUCAUGACGAAGGGCCACACCACAGCAAGGCCAAGCGGCUGGGCCAGCUGAUGCAGGUCAACGUGAUCACCGCAUCGCCCGACACGCCGCUCAAGGAUGUGGAGGCGCGGCUGAAGGGCAUCGAGGGGCUGCCCGUGGUGGAUGCCGCUGGCAAGUUGGUGGGCGUGCUUUCCAGGAAGGACCUGCAGAAAGGUGGCAGCGUGGUCCAGGACGUCAUGUCUGCUCAGCCCAUCGCGAUGAAGGCCACCGACAGAGCGUCCGCCGCCGCGCACAGCAUGAUCGACCACAAGAUCCACCGCCUGCCCGUGGUGGACGACGAGGGCAAGUGUGUGGGUAUCAUCACCCGCACAGACAUCUUUUGGGCGCUGUUGACACCCGCAAAAGGCAGAGUGGGCUCCCCCGGCCUGUCCCGCGUGGUGUUUACCUCCGACUUUCGUGCCUCGGACUACCUUAUUCCCGCAUCAGCGCAGAUAGAUAGCCCGAGCUCAGAGCAGCUGCAACUGGGCAAGGUUUGCGGCCUGCUGGGGGAGCAGGCAAGCAUCCAUGUCGGGUUCAGCAGCAAGCAGUGCGGGGCAGGACAUUCAGAGGGGGAGGCAGACUCGCCACCAUCUGCCAGCACCGCUAGCAUUGACGGAGAGAGGCACUCGCCCACACGCCAGCGCCGCCGUUCCUUUGUGUGGGGCGCCGACCGCCGCUCCCCCGUCAGCAGCGCGGCAGGCGAUUCCUGCUCCCUGGGCAGUGCUGCAGCAGGCUGCGUAUCAGAUGUCAGCAUUGCUGCAAGCAGCACGACCCCAGAGUGCCUGCUGACAGACAGCCCCGCUGAGGCAGGCGGCGCAGCAGCGCUGCCCGUCGUAGCCGAGGACAGCUUUGCCACCCCCACCCAACACCUGCUCAACCACGGCGGCGGCGGCUCCUCUGCCGGCACCGCCCGCACAGGCACAGCGGGAGGUAGCCGAGGCGCGAUCCUGCAGCAGCAGUUGGAGGUGCUGGAGGCCAGGUUGCUGGCAGAGGUGGAGGCCAAGCGGUGGCUGGAGCACCGCCUGGCCCAGCAGCGCACAGAAGCGGAGCAGCAGCGGCGGGAGCUGGGGGAGCAGUACGAGGAGCAGAUGGCGGCGCUGCGCCGCGAGCUGCAGCAGGCGGCGGUCGAUGGCGGCGCCGGCGCCGACGUCCUGAGCAGAAGGCUGCUGACAGGCUCACAGCAGGUCACGCUGAGCGCCCAGGAACAGGAGGCGCUGCGGCGGCAGCUGGCCGACCAGGAUCUGCUGAUCCGUGCUUUCCAGGCCGAGAAUGAGCUGGCCGUGGCCCGCAUGAAGCAGCAGGCAGCAGAGUCGCAGCGCGCGGCGGCAGAGGCGGGGGCACAGAUGGCGGAGCUUCAGCAGCGGCUGGCGCAGGCGCAGCAGGAGCGUGAGCGCCAGCCCCCCGGCACGCCUGCCGUGGACGCGGCCCGGCUGCAGGAGCUGCUGCGCCUGCAGGCAGAGCUGGAUGGCGCACGGGCAGCGGCGGCGGAGCGCGAACGGGAGCUGCUGCAGCAGACGGAGCAUCUGGGGCUGCAGCGGGAGAAGGCGCAGCAGAUGGUCCGAGAGCUGCAGGCCGACAGCCUCCAGCAGCAAGAAGCGUGGCGGCAGCUUGCUGAGAGCGAUGGCCUCGUGCGGCAGCAGGCGCAGGUCAUAGCGCAGAUGGAGCAGCAGCUGCUGAGCCAGGGUUCCAGCACAGCUGAUGAGAGCAGCAGCCUGAGCCUGGCUGCAGGUUCCCUGCAGGCCGCUGUGCAGCGGCUGGAGGCCGAAAAUGCCUCGCUGCGCCAAGCAGUGCACAGCCUGCACAUGCGGCUGGCAGAGCAGGCGGGCGCCGCCCAGGAGGCUGCCGUCGGGGCCGGCAGCAGGAGGGGCGACUCUUCGGUGAAUGAGUUGCAGAGCAAGGUGGCGCGCCUGCAGAGCGCACUCAGGCUGAAGGAGGAGCAGCACCAGCGCCAGCUGAGGAGCUUGCGGCAGGAGCACGAGAAGCUGAGGGUGCAGGAGGGCAUCAAGGCUGCCAGCCGCUCUGGCGCUGCGCGUGUCAAAGAGCUGGAGGCACAGCUGGAGCGGGCACAAGAGGCUGCUGCCAGGAAAGUGCGCAUCCUGGAGAGCCGCCUGAAGGAGGCCAAAGCGCACGGCCGCAAGCCAGACUCAGCACCUGCAGGAGGAGGCAGCAGCAGCAGGGGCGUUGCCAGCGAUGCACAGCCAGCAGGACGGCCCACUGGCGGCACCAGCCGCCCUGCAGGCAGGGCAUCAGCAGCCCAGCAGGAGGCGCUGCAGGCGGCAACCACCCAGCUGCAGCAGAAGGAGCAGCGCAUUCGGCGGCUGGAGAGCGAGGCGGUUAGAAAGGAUGCUGAGCUGGCGGCGCUGGCCCGCCGUGCUGCGCUGGCUGACGAGCAGCUGAACGAGGCGGCCGAGCAGCAGCUGGCAACAGCUGGCGAGCUGGCUGCACUGCAGCAGGCCGUGGCAGAGGUGACCGCCGCCAACGACAGCCUGCAGGCGCAGGUCAAGCAGUUGCCUGCCCUGCGGCAGCAGCUGGCCGCAGAGGAGAAGGCGGUGCAAGAGCUGCGGCAGCAGGUGGAGCGCUUGAAAAUCACCGAAGCUGUGCUUGCGUCUCUCCAGCAAGCGCAAGAGGAGGCUGCUCAGCAGGCGGCAAGCAGGGACGCGCAGCACGCGGCGGAGCUGCGGUGCUUGCAGCAGGAGCAGGCAGGGCUGCUGGAGCAGGCGAGGCAGGCAGGGCAGGAGGCGGCGGCAGCCGAGUGGCGGCCGCAGGUGGAGAAGGCGCAGCAGGCCGCAGGAGACUUGAGGGGCAAUGUGGACAGGCUGCAGCAGGAUCUGCGCAGCGCCAGGGCGGGGCUGCCCUGGACGCCCAGUGCGGCAGAGUAUGCGGCGCUGGAGCGGCGGAUGGUGGAGGCGGAGGAAGCGGCCAAGCGGCGGGAGGCAGGAUGGCAGCGGGUGGCAGAGGACAGCAAGCGCGCCGCCGAGGCGCAGCACCACCGCCUGCAGGCGCAGCAUGAUGCUGCGUUGGCCGCCCGCGAUCGGCAGGUGGACGGCUUUCGUCGGCAGGUAGAUGGGGUCCUAGCCGCGGCCCGCCUGAUGGCAUCCAGCGCCAGGGAGAGAGAAUCGCCCGGCGCAGCGUGA